Salvia miltiorrhiza (redroot sage) is the source of this 716-nucleotide messenger RNA. Its product is annotated as replication protein A 70 kDa DNA-binding subunit D-like. Lineage: Eukaryota; Viridiplantae; Streptophyta; Magnoliopsida; Lamiales; Lamiaceae. The record is from RefSeq and is a predicted model, not a curated record. Bases 24 to 716 code for a protein of 230 amino acids. The transcript has 4 exons.
CUGUUUUGUUCUCAACGAAGGAAAUGACGACAAGGAAUGGAAUCAUUCAAAUCAACUCCAUCGAUAAAAAAACUUGGAAUAAAAGGGUCGUCGUUAGAAUAUUGCGGCUUUGGGUUCAAAAGGAUUUAACAGGCCGAGAAGGCUUGGAGAUGAUUUUAAUCGAUGAAUGGGGCAAUCAAAUUCAAGCAUCUGUCUCUUUUGGAAAUAAAAGGAAGUUUAUGCCUAUUUUGAGAGAGGGAGAUAUAAAUACGAUCCAAAAUUUCCAAGUAAUGGACAACAAACCCAAUUUUCAGAUGGCCAAGGUCGACCACUUGUAUAUGCUUGGCUUCGGCCUUGCCACCCAAAUUGAGCAACCGGAUGAAGGCUUCGAAAUUCUGGAAAAUGGAUUUAAUUUUAUUCCCUUUACAGAUAUUCCUACACACGAUCCCACUUUCUUUUUGGAUGUUCUUGGGGAGGUUAUGACCCACACUAUUAACAUAGAUUGGGUCGAAAUGAGAACUGGCAAGGCAUCCAAGUGUGACAUAACAUUAGCCGAUGCAGACGGCACGCAAGUAACCUGUGUCUUAUGGGGAUCACUUGCCGAGGAAUUGAAAACAUUUAUGGAGAACAAAUCAGCAGAAGACAAAGAGCUUGUAAUGGUGGCAUUGCAAUUUGCAAAGAUAUCCACAUUCAGAGGUUUAAUUAUUAUGACUAAACAUAAACAUUCAUACAUAUAA